AGACUGUUUGAAAAUGUGUAUUUUAGUUGGGAGUUCAGCUGUAUUUAGGUGGAUGCAAACCCCCCGGACAAAGGAGAUGUACAUGAACGGAGCUUCAUAGUCAACUAGAAGAGUAAACGUCAGUCCGACAACCAAUGGAGCCACUACCACCGUCACCUUCAUCGUCGCCGCCGUCAGGAGGAGGUUCGCCGCUCCAAUUGGAAGACUGCAUUGAAGAGGUGCUGAAAUUGACACUCAUGUCCUCCAUACAAGGUAAACUCCACACCGGCCUCUCUAAUGAAUAUUGCGCCAACCUCCUCAGAGACGAUCCCUCCGAUCCCCUUCCAACUAACAACGAAGUACCUAAAGGAGUUAUAUGCUAUCCUUUAUACAAGCGCCUAGCAUUGUCUCUUUGCCAGUCUAUACAUUCUGGAGCCCUCUGUACAGAAUGUGAAGAAGUUAUACCAGUGCAUGAAGACCAAUCCUCAAAGAACAAAGACAAAGAAUGGAAUAAGCUGAUUGUGGGAGAGGGUUCUGCUUUACUGCAAAUUCUGAAAGAAGUGGACUUUGAGCUUGAUGUUCAGGAGCCUUUCUUUUCUCAGCUGAGUGAUGGACUCAAAACAAUUGAAGGAAGGUGUGCUGUUGGUAAAUAUAAGAGAUUUCAAUCCGGACAUUUUCUACUCUUUAACAAAUGCUUGAUGGCUCAAGUUCAGGAUGUCCGGCAAUAUGCUUCAUUUCAUGAAAUGUUGGAAACAGAAGGCCUUUCGAAAGUUCUUCCUGGAGUAACAAGCAUUGAAGAAGGUGUGCAAGUCUAUAGAAGAUUCUACUCAGAAGAAAAGGAGAGGUCAAAUGGUGUUCUUGCAAUAUGUGUUAGCAUACCAACUUCCCAGCUUUAUGUUGUUAUGGCCUCCAUACUUUCAGGGUUGAGCUAUAGUGGUAUUCAGAAACUUCUGGGCUUUGUGCAGACCAUUGGAACAAAUCCAGAAUCACUUCCUCCCCCAUCAUCAACUCUGCUGUCGACAUUUUUGGCACCAAAUAAUCCUGAUGUUAAAGGUUCAACCUUGACAAAUGGCGCCAGGGCCCUAGCAAAGCAUGCCAACAGAAGCAGUGAGGGGUACUGGGGUGCUCCAAGAGGAAAUGACUCCGAGAAAAAUAAGCAUGCUAUGGACGUCAUCAUUCGCCUGUUGACUCAAUGUAGCUGGAUGAACAUGCAUAUUGUUCCACCACAUGGCAUCGUCUUUGAGAUAAGGAACGAUGAUGGCUAUGGCGCGCGUUGGUCUGGAGAUGGAACUAAGUUUAUAGGAUUUCUGGAGCCGUACACGGUGGAUGGGCACUCAAACCGCUGGAAGCAUUAGUUCACUUCACUGUAUUUGGUACGGAGGAAUCGAAGUCUUGGAAUUGGAACCAAAACUUAAUCACACGAUCUCAUCACACUGUCACUAAGCUCAGAAGGCCAUAAACCAAACACCAAAGAGAGACCGAUGUUAAACUCUCUUGAACCCGAAAUAAUCCUUCCUCUUGUUGUUUCACCACCGUUGUUGGACAUGUUCAGACAGGUAAUUUCCUUCAGCAGGGCGUGUUUGCACUUUGCAGUAUGCUCUUAAAGUCUUGUGGAGAGUGACCCCUCGCGGUGGUCUUUCUGUGUGUGAUGACUCUGUAUUUAGUGAAAGAGCAGAAACAAGCAGCAUAUCCUUGACUUCCUAUUUGUACUCUUGAUGUUGGGUGGUAUUGGCACCUCCUACUGUGUGAGAAAUUUCGCCGACUUUUGGUUCGAGAACAAAAAAGGCAUCUCUGAAGUACCCUAUUGUUGUUUUGCCCUUAAAGAAUAAAGUUGCAAUUGCCUUGAGUCCAUAUGUUAUAAUUAAAUUUACUUUCUUUUAUUUUUCAUAUAUUCUUUUGCGUGGACUACUGUAUGGGUUGUUAUUUACUUGGUAGGAUACAUUUUGAGAUAUA
Messenger RNA from Sesamum indicum (sesame), 1932 nucleotides. Its product is annotated as RNA-binding ASCH domain protein. The record is from RefSeq and is a predicted model, not a curated record. NCBI's taxonomy places the organism in Eukaryota, Viridiplantae, Streptophyta, Magnoliopsida, Lamiales, Pedaliaceae.